GCCGCAGUAGACCUCCUUCCGUUGUUCGGGCAUUUGAGAUUUUACAUAGCCUGCUUGGGACUGGAUAUGACGCGCAGGUUUGCUCGGCUCCGGGAAUUACGACAUCUGCUCUCGAGUAUAAAUACGAACUGAGCGGCGCAGUAGGACAAAGCGCGGUCAGUGUCUGCAGACUUCAUGUGAUCCCUUAGUGAAGGGUCAGAACCCCGAUUUACUGCUGAGGGUAACCCCCUUGGAAACGAAUGAAGAAACAAAUCUUGCUUCUCUUCACCUACCGAGGACAAGUAAGAAAAGGAAAAAAGAGCAAAAGAAGAAAAUGGCCAAUUUUAUAUUACGGAACGCCGAGCCCAAGGACGUCUCAGAUAUUUUGCGUCUCAUAAAGGAGCUUGCCAAAUUCGAAGAAAUGGAAGAACAGGUCGUUCUGACCGAGAAAGAGCUGUUGGAGGACGGUUUCGGAGACCAUCCGUUCUACCACUGCGUCGUCGCGGAAGUACCUCGGGAAAAACAGAGCGAAGAGGGUUAUACAGUGGUUGGCUUUGCUAUGUACUACUUCACCUAUGACCCCUGGAUUGGAAAGCUACUCUACCUGGAAGACUUCUACGUCAUGAAGGAGUUCAGAGGUUAUGGAAUUGGCUCAGAAAUCCUGAAGUUGCUCAGUGAAAGAGCGGUGAAGACUCGCUGCAGCAGUAUGCACUUCAUCGUGGCGGAGUGGAACAAACCGUCCAUCGAGUUCUACAAGCGGCGUGGAGCCUCAGACCUCUCGCUCGAGGAGGGCUGGCGACUGUUUGAGAUCAACAAGCAGAGCCUGCUCAAGAUGUCCGCCAAGUAGACAGCAGACGGUGACCAUACGGAGCCCAGCUCACCCCUCUUACCUGAGAAAAAUGAGCUGAAGCUCCCCUGUACUUCUCAAGACUAAUAAAGUACACAUUUACUGUA
Electrophorus electricus (electric eel) is the source of this 933-nucleotide messenger RNA. It is a transcript of the gene sat1a.2, whose product is annotated as spermidine/spermine N1-acetyltransferase 1a, duplicate 2. Gene Ontology annotation, molecular function: spermidine binding; diamine N-acetyltransferase activity. The record is from RefSeq and is a predicted model, not a curated record. Lineage: Eukaryota; Metazoa; Chordata; Actinopteri; Gymnotiformes; Gymnotidae.